AUGGCGGAGGGCACCGCGCCGCACUUCGCCUUGGUCCCGCAGCCCCCACCGGCUUCUUCCUUCGGGGCCGUGGCACCGGGCAACCCGGUAGUGGACAGCUUCGAGGCCGAGCUGCGGAACGUCCUGGGCUUCCUGCGGCGCCUGGGAGCAGCGGGGAAGCCCGAGGGGCAGCAACACGAGAACCACCGCCGCGGAGCAAAUGCUUUGUUUAAUAUUUGGGUCAAAUACAAGCCUCGACUGCCAGAGUGGUAUUACAAUGACAAACUUGUGAAAGUUGGUGAUUCCCUUGCUCAGAUCAAGGAAUACAAGUUGGCAGUUUCACAGUGCUAUGGAAGAUACCUUCAGCAGUUUGUUUCAGUAAAGCCUGAUGAUGUCCUGGGUGAUGUGCAUCGAUUUAAAUCCACCUUUUUCCCCAAUGGGUUCAGAGACAAUAAUGCAGCACUUACGUUCCACGCUUUGCAAGAGAGAAACAUUUGCAUUUAUCAGAUGGUUUGCAGCAGUGACAGAAAUCUCCAGAGUCAGGAGUCCCUGCAGACUUGUUUCACUAUCUUGUCCUCAUUACGACUUGCUAUGCAAGUGGCACUACCUCGGGAGAAAUUGUGUUGGCUCAUCUACAAUGGUACUAUUUAUAUUUACACCAUAUGCAGGCAUUUGAUGACGAGAGGUCAAUCUGCUAAGGUGCUGGAAUACUUACUGUGGGCCAGUAUGUGCAUGGAAUCAUCUAUCCCACUCUUAUCUGUACACUAUUUGACCUGGAGAGCCACCCUAUAUGCUGCAGUUUCUCAGUGUUAUUUUGACUGUCAAGCCAGCAUUCAUGGAGAGGCAUUUGCUCGCCGUGGUCUGCUUAAAAUUGAUGAACUGAACCAACUGGAAAGCAUGAGUUCUUCAAUGAUAAAUUCGGAGACCAGAAAGAUUUUUAGAGAGGCAACCCUAAAGAUGUCAGUAAUGAUUUUCAAGAGAGCAGUAUUUGAAUCUAGAAGAAAGCCAAAAACCAACCUGCAGCCUAAGUUAAGAGUUACCCUGAAAGACCCACAAAAUCUGCCCCAGCCUCACACUGUGACCAAACGGCUGCUGACAGAAAUGUUUGAUGGUGUGGCAGCUCAGUUCCUUGCCAUCCUGGAAGCUCUGUCUGAUAGCAGCAGGCGUCUGUGGAACUCUCCCUCAACUCUUCCUGAUGAACCUGAAAUUCGUGAUGUCCUUUCAGAACUUUUUUCUGCAGGCCUGGAAAUCCUCUCAGGUGGAGUGAGCAGUGCAGGUGUCCAAGGAAGUCAUUGCAUCACUUUCUCCUGUGUAAUUAAUCCAUCCUUAACCCUUCUACAGUUGAUACUAAAAGGAGAAGAGGAAGUGUCUGGAGAUGCUGCUGUGAAAUUCCUAAAAUUAGCUUUCAGUUAUGAAGAGUGGGAUGUAUUUGAUUCUGCUCUUGAAUUUGUGGAUAUUUUUCUUCAGGCUCAAGAUGAUCCAAUAUGGAAGAAAGCUGAAAUGGAGCUCAAACUUCUUAAACUGAUGCAACCUUUACUACUUCCAAGAAUAUUUAAACAGAAUUUUGCUAUUAGUGAAAAGAGUAGCAAAGAAGCUAAGUUGCUUCAUGGUGAGUGUUGGUCAGCUAGGGCUGUCUUUGAUUCCUUAAGGCAUGGAGAGCCUUCUCAUGAUCUUAUUGUUUUGGCAACCACAGUGCUUUCCUGUGUCUCCACACCUGAGGAGGACAUCCAACCUGACAAAGAAAUUCUUGUUGAUGUCAUAAUGUUUUUGUGGCAGAAGUGUAAGAAAGGACUUCAGAAUAUCCCAAUGAGUGGAAGCGACUGCUUGAAAUAUAUCCACAAAUACAAAGCUUACCAAUGGGUUCAGGUACUCUGGAUAAUAAAUGAAGCAAUUCAGAGGAGCAGCAUAGGAGGCACUGAUGCUGUAAUGCUUGCAGAGGUAACCUUUUGUCUAACUGCAAUAUUGGAAAACGUUGCUGAUUCAACAAGUAAACCUAAGGCAAAAGCAGGAAAAAGAAGUGCCUUUGUCUUGCAAGAUGAAACCUGUGAUAUGCCUGAAAUACUGAUGAAAAGUCCUCCAGAACAAUUGCAAAUUGCUUAUGAGAGCCUGGAAAGAGCAAUUAAUGUAAUGAACACAUCUUGCUUAAUGACCCUUCUGCCAGGGGAGAAGUCAGCAUUUGACAGCUGCUGUACAAAGGUAGACUCAAAUGAUCAGAAUUGGAACUCUGGUUUGGGAUGUGGUGAUGAUAAGACAGAGACAGACAAUGGGUUUGCAAUGGAUUUACACUUGGAGCUCAUUCAAGCCCAACAUCGAGUAGCUGUGAAACUUCUUAAAGUGACACAAGGUGCUCAAAAGGAAAACACGUGCCCUAAGUCUGGCAAGUCUCAUGUGAAUGUCAAAGAUUCCCCUUAUUUGACAGAGGGAUUUAUCAUGAGAAAAAUCAAGAAGAACAAACUCUCCAGAGCAGUCUUUUUGAUGCAGAAGGCUGCACAGAAGUACCCUGAAGACUUAACCACUGCUUCCCAAAGGCAGCUGCUGAAGGAAGCACUGACUUUAAUUGAGCAAGUUGAAGCUGAGCAAAAAACACUGUAUCAGAGUUACAGAGAAGCUAUCAACAACAAGGAAAAAAGGAAGACUCCUCCUCCUCCUCUGUUGCUUUCUAGAUCACAUUGCUCCAUGACUUUUAAACCAGCCCCAUUCUUUUCAGACAUUCAGGUUUCCUGGUACAGUAUUUUGGGCUCUGUAGCAGGAGGAAGCAGUAUGAAAGUGAAGUUAAAUAACAAUAAACUUCCCAAUGCAGGAGAAGAGGUACCAGCUGAUGGGAAGAGCCUCCUGGAAAUCCAAGGUUUAGAUCCCAAUGAGAAGUAUGUUUUUGCAGUGGCAGCAUAUUCUUCUGAUGGAAAACUUAUUGGUGAUGCCAUUGGGGAAACAACUAAACCAAUCCUUGCUUAUCCCCCUCUUUCUGCUACUACCAUUCGAGCCUACCUCACUCAGGUAGCCUAUCAGACUGGCAACUAUUCCUUAGCCAGAGAAUCAUUUUCACCACUGUGGGAUUAUUUUGUUUCAACUUCCUCUCCAGUGCCUGCCGAUGCAGCUGUUAUUUCUGCACGCAGCAAUUUGACUAUAUCUGAAAAAAGGUUACGUUUUGAUGCUCUGUCUCGGACUUCUCCUAUUACCCUGCAGCUUUUUCUCAGGAAUAUAUUUGCUGUCUGUGACAUCAGUGUCAGGGAAAAAGCACUCUUCUGUGAUUCCAUCCGUUCCCAUGAAAUGCUUUAUAAGGAACAAGUUGCCAGAUUAGCAGAAUGUGAAAGAAUGGCUGUGGCCAUUGAUCUUAGCAAUUGGUUGAAUGAUAGAAGCUACAGCCUGCAGUCUGUUGUACAAUGUUAUGGGCUUCUUGCUCCCAUGAUUUAUCACAAGAUUUCUUCAGUACCAAUAAUUCAGAUCCUCAUUAAGUGCUUGGCUGUCCUUCAAGAAAUUCCAAGUGCUGCUUUGCAGAGGAAGCAGUCAGGGUGCUAUGAGAGCAUUCAGCAUAUGAUAGCUUGCACUUCAUUUUAUACAGCAAAGGUUCUACGUUCAUGGAAAGAAUAUGAACUGGCAGUAAUUAUUGUUAACUAUGGGAAAAAUUUGUUGGAUUCCUCACUAGCAGGCUCACCCUGCCUGCCACAAGCUCUGAAAACUGAAGAAACACACAAAGAAGUCAAACCCAUUUCUUCAAAGACAUCUGACUUAGCUGCCAUGGAAAAAGCAACAGAGAAUCUAAAUGCUCUUGAAUCAAACCUCCUCAAACUGACAAAACCAGCUCAAGGAUCAGAGCUCACAGGACAUGAAGAUCCUUUUUUCCUUUACCCUGUGGUGUCAUGCUGGACAUCAAGCAAUGCUUAUCGAGAAGUGAUGAAAUUCAGAAACAAAUCACGUUUUCUUGAGUUUUUUGUUCAAGUUUUGCAAAAAACCCUGAAUGAAGAGAAGUUCCAAUCUGUUCUGGAAUGGGCAGGAGAUGUGCAAGUUUACUUGAAAAGGAGGAACAAUCACUUUCUCGGCAGCAGUGGAAUUUCAACACCGAUCAUAAGCUCUCCCACUCUGUCAGAAAGCAUGGAGAGACACACUGCAGGAGCUGGGAAGUUUCAGAAAGGUACAGCGACCUCACCUUUAAAGAAAUCAGAGGAUUCAACUCUGAAGAAGCCAAGGAAAGAAGCCUUGAGUCCUAUUCAACGUAAACAUCAAUUCAUGAACCAACCAAGCUUAACAAAGUCUCCAGAAGCACAAAGGAAAAGUGAGGAAGAGUUGCUAACAAUAGCUCGUCACAACUUAGUGGUGCUGCUGAAACCACUCGUGAGGAACUACUUAAACCGAAAGAUAUUUAAGCAAAUAUAUCUUGAAGAGAUGCCCUGGAGAUCUCAGAUGAAUAUCUACCUGGCAAUUGCACACUACAACUUAUUUAAAAAGAAACUGGAUGAGCAAUAUAGCAUUGGGAUUUGUGAUUCACAGCACCUGAACAGUUACAAUAUUCUGGAUCCUGAUAUAUUCUCAUUAAAUAAUUCUGGCAUUCUCUUGGUGAGCGAAGCUAUAGAGAGUAACAUGACAACACCAACUCCUCCUGCCUUUAAAAUGUCAAGAGUGACCAAAAAAGAAACUUUCACAACUAAAUCUCCUGGUAAGCUGAGGAAAACUUCAAAAACAGAUACAGAAUUCUCUGGGUUCUCCACCAAGCCUAACAGGUUUCUGUCAAAUAAUAGUCUAUUGGAGCAUUUUACAAGGAUAUUCUUGCAUUUAAGAAGAGCAGUGGUUCUUGCUCACCGUGGUGGCUACUGGACGUUGCUCCAAAAUGCUUGUCGAGAACUUUGGAACUAUGCUCAAGAAUUCCAACUGCUGGCUGACUGUUCACAUUUCCAUAUGGAGGCACUUCCCAUUACCAGGGAUUUACUGAGAAACACCAUCUGGUUGCCAUUUUAUCUGGCAGCAGACAUGCUCAUUGAUAUGAUAAUUGAACUCCAAGCAAGCAGGUCUCUUAAGAUUAUGGAUCCUGAAGGAGACUUCUGCAUCCCCAGUUGUUUAGGAGGUAUUAUGGAUGAGAAUGGUGGUUCUUAUCUCCUUCCUCAGCCUCCCCUGGAUGAUGUGAAUGUGGUUGACUUGAGGUGGAUAUGUAACCUGAUUCUUAAAACAAUAGAGUUGUUAUAUCGGUUGAAGAAGUGGGAAGCACUGGUACACAUAGCUGUACAAUUCAACAUAUUUACACAUGAGUCAUACACAAGACAAGUGAGUCCACUGCUGGUGUAUGCUCAGAGGCAGCUGCUGGAAAGGAUAAAGGAAUUCAGUGGCCCAGGCAGCCAGGAAUCUCCUUUCAUAAAAUAUCUGUCUGAUCAUGCACAGAAGAUGAGUUGCAGACACUACAUAAGGCACAAAUUACAGCUGCCUGUUGCCCAUUCUGCUAGUGGAUGCUUUAUCUCUCCUGAGAUGAUAAAUGAUUAUACAGAUCACAGCCGAGCCAAAGCCCUUGUUGCUGUACCUCUUGAUGUGGAUGAUACACUCAAGUGUUUCAGAGAAACUCUACACAAGUCUAAAUACCACAGCAGAGCACUGAGACACAGCAGAAAACUGCUUGCAUUAUUUCUUGCUCACAUACAAGAAAAUGCUGGGAGAGCACUCAGGAGUCACACCUCUCCAAAGAGAAGGCUGGAAUUUAAUGUGGGAGCUGAACUGAUAGUUGUACCAACUCCUCGGGACCUUUCUGAAGAAAAAUUUAAUUCCUCCAGUAUCAUCGAGAGAAAACCGAUCCCAAAGUCUUGCCUUCCAGAAAUUAUCACUUCCUAUGAACAAACAAUUGGAAUCCUUGAAAUAAACAAACAGAGAGACCUCAAGGUUCAAGCUUUACAUGAACUUGGAAAUCUUCACUUUUAUGCUGGAAAAAAAAAAGCUGCUUUUAAAUGUUGGUGUCAAGCCCUUGAUGAAACACUCAAUAUUGCUGAUGCUCUUAACAACUGGCAAGAGUUGUGUGUUCCAAAAGAUGCUACAGACUGCUUUGCAGUUGGAAGAUGGACUGAUAUUACUCAGAAAUUUCUUUCUCAGGCUGGAGUUUGGGGAUGUUUGCAUGCAGCAGUCUUAGUUGCUAAGAUAGCUCAGUAUAUAACAACAGCAGAGAUGAGAUUAAGAACUAAAUACUGCUAUUUUUCUGCCAUCCUUUUUAAGAGCCUGUUUGGAGCUUCUCUUCCACAUCCAACAUCUGACUGUGACUUUGCACAGUAUGAAACAAACAUGCUUGUUCCUGGGAUUGAUUUGUUCUCUGAUCGCUACAGAGCUGACAUCUCUACUGUACUUGCAAGCCUGAAUUUCCUUAUGUAUGAGCUGCACUCUGCAAACCAGAAUUUAAUAAUUUUACCACUCUUCACAUUAUACCAAUACAUUGUUUCUGAGAUUUGCAAGGACCCAGCCAGGUGUAUUGAAGGAAGAAUCCUCAAGAUGAAAGUACUUACAGAUAUAGGCUUUUUUACAGAGGCCUUUCAGGAACUCUCUUUGCUUAACUAUGGAGAGAGAAUUCCAUGGAAAAUCCCUGCAGGAUACAGAAAAACUGAAGUAACCAAGGCCUUACAGAAAUUUGACUCCUCAAAAUCUCUUUUGACUGCUACAAAUCUACAGGUACUGGAAGAUGUAUUUAAUCGGAGUCUGCCUUUACCAAUGGUGCCACUGUGCAGCCAGCAAAUGAUCAAUAAAUUAGCCUUAGCCAAAAUGCAUUUCAUCAUUUGCCUUUCUGCCACAAUACAUGAUACACCUGAGAAAGUGGAAAAACACAUCUAUUCAGUUGAGCACAGCAGCUUGAAGGAGCCAAGCAGAAUUACAGCAGCAAAAGUCAAAGGUGAUGCUGAUAAGAAUUCAAGACAAGGGGAGCAAAGAGGCCCAAUGGUGCAGCUUGUCGACUGUAAAGUUGAAUUAAAUAUGGCCAUGCUGAAGGGGAUUUUAUUGACAGAAGCUGAAGAAAUCCUUAGCUGCCUGGUGCAGAACUUACAGAACAAAUAUCAUGGGGAGACCUCUCGGUGUUCUGCUGAAGAUUUAGAGGCUCUUAUUGAGGCCAAACUUCAGCUUGCUGCUAUUUCUCACCAAAGACAUCAAGCAGCUUCCAGUGUUGCUUUGGCUUUCUCUGCAAUUCAACUUCUCCAAGAUGCAAGCAUUUUUAGAAGUGAAACGACACCUGCUCAAGAGAAAAGGAAAGAAAGGGAGCGCUUGGACUCCUGUGUUGAAGAUGCUGGGCUGCCUGCCAGUGUGACAGCACGAGACCGAAUCAAUGCGCGGCUGUGGCUAAGGUGUCGUGCAGCCUUGGUGACGGCGCUGGUGACACCUGGUGCUGGUUGUAUGGAAGAAUAUGCUGUGGCUGAACGCAGAAGUGUGAUAAAAGAAGUAACAUUAGAGGCAGAAGCCUUUGGUGAUAUUGAGACUCAGGCUGAAAUGAUGCUGCAAGCUGCUAUUCUUUACCUGCAAGAAGAACAUCCCAUGGCAGGCAUUAAACUUCUCUUGCAGAGUGUCAUCAGUUUACUCCAAGAAGAUACAUUCAUUUCCCCUCCAGCUUCUUUGACUCUUGUGAAAAGUAUGCUGCUUCUGGCAGAGUUACCAACACUGCAAGCAGCACAGGAUACAGAACGUUGCUCUUCUACUGUGGAACCAAACAACUUACUGAUCUGGGCACAUGAGCUUACCAUUAAAGCAAUUUUUGUUUGUGGAGAACCCAUUGAACAGCAAAUAGAAGACAGCACACUGACUUGCCUGGUCCUACCUACAAAAAACAUCUACUUGCCACAGAUCAACUUGCUAGCCCAAGUCAAAAUGAGAAUUGGACAUGCAUUAGCUGAAAAAGGAGAAGAUCCACUAUGUGCUCUCAAACAUUUAGAAUUAGCACUGAAGCUUUGCAGAGCAUCUGCAACAAAAAACUUGGAUAUGGAAGAGGAACUACUUCUUCAGAUAGGUAAGGUAGAACACCAGAUAACUGAAGCAGGCAAUAAGAAGUCAUCUCAAGCUGUUGAAACUCUGAUGGAACCUGAGCAACUCAGCCAGCAACAUGAUCAAAAUUUUGAGGGUUAUAUUCAUAUUUCAGAGGAUGAGCUGUGGUCUGCCCCCUUCCAGAUAAUAGAAAUCCAACUUGAAAAGAUCUCUUCUGGAAAACUUUCUGAGGAGGCUUUGAAAUCAGAAGGCUGCAAAGCACAAGCCUGGAUUGCAGUAAGAGCAGCCACAGAGGUCAGUGAAGCUGUGCUUGCUUCUCAGUUAUUAAUUGCCAUGAAGAGUGUUAAAAACCAGAGCAUGAAUGAUGCAGUGCAACAGAAAAUCCCACAGUUUGCUUCCAUGGAUCUUCUUGUUUCACACAGAUUUCUUAUCUCUAUAAUAUCUCUUGAAAUUGCUGGAAUCACAUCAAAGAUGCCACAGGUGAGAAUAGCUUCUUUGGUUUCUGACACCACAGAAGCAGACAGGCAGACAGAGAGCAGGGCAGCAAAUGCUUCAUGUAAGGAAAUUGACAUUCAGUGGUGGGUCCCUUCUCUGGAAAAGCCAUUGAAUUCAGACACCAAGGUUUUGCUGCUUUAUGCUUAUAACACAAAGCCUGCCAAGAUUAGCAGCAUCAAGGUUUUCAGUUCCAUGAUUGUGUUUUCAAGCCACUUGUGGAUUCUGUUGGCUAGAAUGAUUUCUUUGGAAGAACUUAUCCAUCUGAAGCAGCAAGUUGAAAAGUUGAUGCAAAGUCCUAAAAGUUUGGCUUCAGCUUCAGAAGCUAUGAGUUUUCUUGAAGAAAGUGACUGCUUGAAAACAAUUGCUUCAAAAAAGUCCCAAAUGAAUCAAGGCUGGAUACGGUUGGAAGAUACAUUUGCUCCUGCCAAUGGAUGUAUCACACCUGAAGAAAGCUUUUUCAGUUGGAUUGUUUCUCAGUUUGACUAA
Messenger RNA from Indicator indicator, 8883 nucleotides. It is a transcript of the gene CFAP54, whose product is annotated as cilia and flagella associated protein 54. Lineage: Eukaryota; Metazoa; Chordata; Aves; Piciformes; Indicatoridae. The record is from RefSeq and is a predicted model, not a curated record. Gene Ontology annotation, biological process: cilium assembly.